AUGGCAGAACGCAUAUUGAUGAACGAGUACAAAUCCCUGGUAAAAGAAGACUGGGUUCAUAUCGAUCUCAAUAAUGACGACGUCUUCAACUGGACCAUCGGGCUCAUCGUGCUGAACCCUGAUUCUCUCUACUACGGCGGCUAUUUCAGAGCCAUCAUGACAUUUCCCAAAAACUACCCCUACUCCCCGCCUGAAUUCCGCUUCGCCCGCCCAUUAUACCACCCAAACAUCUACGAGGACGGCAAGAUCUGCAUCUCCAUCCUCCACGCACCGGGCGAGGACGAAAUGUCCGGUGAACUAGCCUCAGAACGCUGGUCCCCCGCCCAGCGCGUCGAGUCCGUCCUCAUCUCCAUCCUCUCCCUGCUCGACGAUGCAGAAAUCUCAUCACCCGCCAACGUCGACGCCUCCGUCAUGCUCCGCAAGAACCCAGAAAACUACAAACAAAUCGUCCGGCAGUGCGUGGAGCGGUCGAGAAGCGAUAUCCCCGAGGGCUUUGUCAUGCCCACGCAUGAAUCGACCAUGCGGAAGCCCGUCGAGAAGUUCGAUGAUGAGGACUUCUGGGUUGACAGCGACGUUGAUGGCGAUGAUGUGUUUGGGGGGAGCGAUUCGGAUGGGGAUAUGGAUUUUGAUCAGGAUACUGGAACUGAAGAAGAGGAGGAUGAAGAGAAGGAGGAAACGAAAUAG
This is a messenger RNA of Monascus purpureus, 684 nucleotides long. The record is from the annotation of a GenBank genome assembly. Lineage: Eukaryota; Fungi; Ascomycota; Eurotiomycetes; Eurotiales; Aspergillaceae.